GUUGAAACACGGAAUGCAAUUGGUUCCUGGGGACGUCACAAUCGCGCCACUUCUCGCACCGCGACCGGGAGAAGUGCAGGCUGCUUGUGAAUGAACCCAGGUCUCCGGUGUUGCAAAAAGAAGAAACUUUAGUUAAAAACGGCACUUUUGCUCGUUUGUCCCUUGAAUUUUUGUAAUCGAAUUAUUUAACGUCUGCAGCCAUGGCUCGCAAGGAUUAUGCGGCAGAGAAAGAUAAGUGCAAAAGGUUCUUACAAGAGUUUUACACAGAGGACGAUAAUGGGAAGAAGGUGUUCAAAUAUGGAUCGCAACUUGUGGCUUUGGCCCACAGGGAGCAGGUGUCUGUCUUUGUCGACCUGGACGAUGUCGCAGAAGAAGACCCCGAGCUGGUUGAGAACAUCUGCGAGAACGCCAAACGCUACACGGGCCUGUUUGCAGACGCCGUCCACGAACUCCUGCCAGAGUACAAAGAAAGAGAUAUUGUGGCCAAAGACUCCCUGGAUGUGUACAUUGAGCACAGGCUGAUGAUGGAACAAAGGGGGCGUGACCCCGCAGACUCCAGAGACCCCCGUAACCAGUACCCACCUGAGCUCAUGAGGAGAUUUGAGCUGUAUUUUAAAUCCCCCUCUACCUCGAAGCCCAAGGUGGUCCGUGAUGUCCGGGCCGACAGCAUCGGCCAUUUGGUGGCCGUUCGGGGAAUAGUGACGCGAGCCACGGAGGUCAAACCGAUGAUGGCCGUGGCCACAUACACAUGUGACCAGUGUGGCGCCGAGACCUACCAACCAAUCCAGUCUCCCUCCUUCAUGCCUCUCAUCAUGUGUCCCAGCCAAGAGUGCGUCACCAACAAAUCUGGAGGACGCCUCUACUUACAGACCAGAGGCUCCAAAUUUGUCAAGUUCCAGGAGCUGCGCAUUCAGGAACACAGCGACCAGGUUCCAGUUGGAAACAUCCCCAGAAGUAUGACGGUGUACGCGCGCGGCGAGAACACACGUCUGUCCCAGCCGGGUGACCACGUGGCCAUCACGGGCGUGUUCCUGCCCCUGCUGCGGGCCGGCUACAGCCAGACCGUCCAGGGCCUUCUGUCGGAGACCUAUCUGGAAGCUCACAGCAUCACCCUCAUGAACAAGACGGAGGACGACGAGCUGGGCAACGAGGAUCUGACCGACGAGGAGCUGCGCAGCAUCACGGAGGAGGGCUUCUACGAGAAGCUAGCCGGCUCAAUAGCGCCAGAGAUCUACGGACAUGAAGAUGUGAAGAAGGCCCUGCUGCUGCUGCUGGUGGGAGGAGUGCAGCAGGCUCCCAAAGGCAUGAAGAUCAGAGGCAACAUAAAUAUCUGCUUGAUGGGAGACCCGGGAGUGGCCAAGUCCCAGCUUCUGUCUUACAUUGACCGCCUGGCUCCCCGAAGCCAGUACACGACAGGCCGCGGCUCGUCCGGCGUCGGCCUGACCGCCGCCGUGAUGCGCGACCCCCUGACCGGGGAGAUGACCCUGGAAGGCGGGGCCCUGGUGCUGGCCGACCAGGGCGUCUGCUGCAUCGACGAGUUUGACAAGAUGGCGGACGCCGACAGGACGGCCAUCCACGAAGUGAUGGAGCAGCAGACCAUCUCCAUCGCCAAGGCGGGCAUCAUGACCUCCCUCAACGCGCGCUGCUCCAUCCUGGCCGCCGCCAACCCGGCCUACGGCCGCUACAACCCGCGCAAGAGCAUCGAGCAGAACAUCCAGCUGCCCGCCGCCCUGCUCUCCCGCUUCGACCUGCUGUGGCUCAUCCAGGACAAGCCGGACGCCGACGCCGACCUGCGGCUGGCGCAGCACAUCACCUACGUGCACCAGCACUGCCGCCAGCCGCCCACCCACUUCACGCCCAUCGACAUGAAGCUGAUGAGGCGCUACAUCGCUCUGUGCAAGAAGCGCCAGCCGGUCGUGCCCGAGUCGCUGGCGGACUACAUCACCGCCGCGUACGUGGAGAUGAGGAAAGAGGCCCGGGUCAGCAAGGACACCACCUUCACCUCGGCCCGCACCCUCCUGUCCAUCCUGCGCCUCUCCACCGCCCUGGCCCGACUGCGCAUGAUGGACACGGUGGAGAAGGAGGACGUCAACGAGGCCAUGAGGCUGAUGGAGAUGUCCAAGGAUUCCCUUCAAGCCGACAAGUCCAGCACAGCCAGGACCCAGCGUCCCUCCGACGUCAUCUUCUCUCUGGUGCGUGAGCUGGCCUCUGAGGGCGCGGCGGGCCGCGGGGGGGCCGGCGGCGUGGUCCGCAUGGCCGAGGCCGAGCAGCGCUGCGUGUCCCGGGGCUUCACGCCCGCCCAGUUCCAGGAGGCGCUGGAGGAGUACGAGGAGCUGAACGUGUGGCAGGUCAACCAGGCCCGCAGCCGCAUCACCUUCGUCUGAAGACUUCCUCCUUCAUCCAGCGUUUCCUGACACGAGUCGGGGCAGAACAGACUUCCCUUCAAAGCGCGACUCUCGUGGAAGAAUUCCAGCUGUUGGAGAUUCCCGUUAUCCGGUCAAUUUCUUUGUAAAUAUGUAUGUCAGAACAACGUAUUGUUGCAUAAUCUCCGGCUUAGUGCUGAAAGUAUCCACGGACAUUGAGCACUCUGUACAUUUUAUACUUUAAUGCAAAUCAGUGCAGUCGAUGUUUCGCCCUGUGAUAGUUCUAAUAAAAGGUUCAGUGCUUUGCAUGGCUUUUA
Messenger RNA from Menidia menidia (Atlantic silverside), 2680 nucleotides. The record is from the annotation of a GenBank genome assembly. NCBI's taxonomy places the organism in Eukaryota, Metazoa, Chordata, Actinopteri, Atheriniformes, Atherinopsidae.